AUGCCUGUGCAAAUCCUGCAGAUUGCACUGGUCGCCAUUAAACACAUCCGUAAGGAUGGCUCGGAGCUGUACAUCACAGUUCCUGGUGAGACCUGCAAGCUCCAUCUAGAGGUGGCUUUAAUGCAAAUGCUGUCAAAGCCACCUCACUGCCAGUACGUUCUGCAGCUUGUGGAUUGGUUUGAAAUGGACAACAGCCUCCUGUUAGUCCUGGAAAGACCAAUCCCCUGCAUGGACGUAUAUGAGCUACUGUUGAGUGAAGGAGGCACACUCAGUGAGGUGCUGGCCAAAAUGAUCAUGCUGCAGGUGGUCGAGGCUGCCCGCUACUGCCAAAGUCGGAAGGUUUUCCACCGUGACAUCAAGGCAGAAAACCUUCUUUUCAACUCCGACACCCUGGACGUAAAACUGAUAGAUUUUGGCUGUGGCGAUUUGUGGCAGGACACGCCCUACGAGGAAUAUGCAGGAACUCCAGAUUUUUGGCCUCCAGAAUGGAUCCAGCAACAACAGUACUACGCCGACCAUGCUACCGUCUGGAGUCUCGGCAUUCUCCUACACAGCUUAGUCUGUGGAGAAAUGCCCUUCAGUAAUGAGGAGGAAAUUGUUGCUGGGUCCCUCAAUUUCAUACCUGGCCUGUCUGAAUCCUGCCGCCAUCUGAUCAACUGGUGCUUGGAGCAAGAUCCCACCAAGAGACCAAGCCUGAGGCAGAUCAGUAAACAUGGGUGGUUCACAGAAGGCCUUUCAGGUUAGCCAGAUGAUGGAUAGGCCAUGUUGGGUCAGAACAUCAGCACCCAACAACUCACCCAACCAAUUCUAAUUGACAACUCUACAGUAUCUCACAAAGUGAGUACACCCCUCACA
Hemibagrus wyckioides is the source of this 855-nucleotide messenger RNA. Its product is annotated as serine/threonine-protein kinase pim-1-like. Bases 1 to 744 code for a protein of 247 amino acids. Gene Ontology annotation, molecular function: protein serine/threonine kinase activity; ATP binding. The record is from RefSeq and is a predicted model, not a curated record. Gene Ontology annotation, cellular component: cytoplasm. Gene Ontology annotation, biological process: regulation of mitotic cell cycle; protein autophosphorylation; negative regulation of apoptotic process. Lineage: Eukaryota; Metazoa; Chordata; Actinopteri; Siluriformes; Bagridae. The transcript has 7 exons.